GUUGCAGCUCCCAUCCACACCUACAUCCUGGGAGCAGCCAGCCAGGAAACCCUCCACUUCUUCCCCAGUGCUGACGGCUGUGAGCUGGCAGACAACAUCACCUACCUGGGUCGUCGUGGUGUUUUCACUGGGGCGUCAGGCCUGCAGAUAGCAUAUGUGAGUGGUCGUGAGGGGCAGCAGGAUCCGACUCCAGCUCACUGCUUCUCUCCUAAAGACCUCACUCAGCUGGUGGAGCCACUGAUUAGCAACAACCAGUUCAGAGGAGUGGACAUCCUGCUGACAUCACAGUGGCCCCGCGGAGUCUGGCAGUACGCCAACAGCCCCGAAGUCAACACUAAGUUCUGUGGAACGACCUCCAUCUCCCACCUGGCUUACAAGCUGAAGCCUCGCUACCACUUUGCUGCGGUAGAAGGAGUUCACUAUGAGAGACUACCUUACAGGAAUCAUGUUGUUCUUCAGGAGAAUACUCAGCAUGUCAGCAGAUUUAUCGCCCUGGCAACCGUCAACAACCCAGAGAAGAGAAAGUACCUGUAUGCCUUCAACAUUAUCCCCAUGAAAAGCAUGGAGGCAUCAGAACUGGUCAAGCAGCCUCAGGAUGUCACUGAGAGCCCUUACAGCAGGAUGGUUAGAGAGAACACUCUAUCUGACCCUACUGUCCAGGAGCCGGCAUCUCAGUUCUUCUUUGACCUGGGGAAGAAGCAGCGUGGAGGGGGGCGUGGCCAGGGGGGGCGUGGUAGGAAGAGGCCCUCAGACGGAGACGGGCAGAAUCAAGGACAUCCGUGGGAUUCAGACCGGCAGAGUCAGAGACUGCCCUUUGAUCUAGACAGGCCUAAACAACCCCGCAGACCCCCUCAGCCCAGCGGUCCCUGUUGGUUCUGUCUGGCCAGCCCUCAGGUAGAGAAACACCUGGUCAUCAGCAUUGGGACACAUUGCUACCUGGCCCUUGCUAAGGGCAGUCUAACCCCUCAGCAUGUGUUGGUACUGCCCAUCGGUCACUACCAGUCUGUAGUUGAACUGAGCUCUGAGGUGGUUAAAGAACUGGACCGAUACAAGAUGGCUGUCAGGACCUUCUAUAAGAGCAAAGGACAGCGCUGUGUUCUGUUUGAGAGGAACUACCACAGCCAACACCUACAGAUCCAGGUAGUACCAGUACCGGAGGAUAAGUGUACCACUGAAGAUAUUAAAGAAGCCUUCAUGCUGCAGGCGCAGGAACAGAACAUGGAGCUGAUGGAGAUACCACAACACACUGACCUCAAACAGAUUGCUCCUCCAGGGACACCGUACUUCUACGUAGAGCUGGACUCUGGAGAGAAACUCUUCUACCGCAUUCAGAAAAACUUCCCUCUGCAGUUUGGCAGGGAGGUGUUGGCCAGCGAGGCAUUGCUGAACAUCCCGGAGAGGGCCGACUGGAGAGAGUGUAAACAGACCCCAGAGGAGGAGGAGGGUCUGAGCAAACAACUACGAAACGACUUCCAACCAUACGACUUUGCACUGGAAGACUGAACACCGACACACACUGUACCGUACAGGAGGGGUGUAAUGGUACACGUUUUCAUACUGAACCAUUGGGUACGGGGACUUGUGGAUGAACAACACCAGUCCUAUAGUCUGUGCUGUGUUGUAGGCCUGUGUCUGCAGUAAAGCUGAACAUUUCAGUCUAUUCCGUUGAAACAACUAGAGCCUAUGUGCACGUUGUAAUCAAAAUUCAAAUCUUAAUUGGCGCAUUUCAAAAACCGUCCUUUUGUGAGGCACAGCCGGGAACUAGUUCUGUACGAUGGUGAUUGGUGGGGUCAAACCAUAACCAGAGGAUCCUCCAUCGAUGGUGAUUGGUGGGGUCAAACCAUAACCAGAGGAUCCUCCAUCGAUGGUGAUUGGUGGGGUCAAACCAUAACCAGAGGAUCCUCCAUCGAUGGUGAUUGGUGGGGUCAAACCAUAACCAGAGGAUCCUCCAUCGAUGGUGAUUGGUGGGGUCAAACCAUAACCAGAGGAUCCUCCAUCGAUGGUGAUUGGUGGGGUCAAACCAUAACCAGAGGAUUCUCCAUCGUUCAAAUCUCCAGUUUGGGAACAUUUUGUCAUGAAAGUAGAUUAUCACGGUGAUGGACAGAGUUGUGGAUAAAGCGUUAACAGUAUGUCUCCUCU
Molecule: messenger RNA, 2139 nt
Organism: Oncorhynchus keta (chum salmon)
Lineage: Eukaryota; Metazoa; Chordata; Actinopteri; Salmoniformes; Salmonidae
Product: CWF19-like protein 1
Exons: 11
Biological process (GO): mRNA splicing, via spliceosome
Cellular component (GO): post-mRNA release spliceosomal complex
Molecular function (GO): RNA lariat debranching enzyme activator activity
Source: RefSeq, a predicted model, not a curated record